CCCAAUCGCGUACCAGCAGCCCCAGCGUCCUUUCAUUCAGGAGAGAAACAUGGCGGACCGGCUCACGCAGCUGCAGGACGCUGUGAAUUCGCUUGCAGAUCAGUUUUGUAAUGCCAUUGGAGUGUUGCAGCAGUGUGGUCCUCCGGCCUCUUUUAGUAAUAUUCAGACAGCAAUUAACAAAGAUCAGCCAGCGAAUCCUACAGAAGAAUAUGCCCAGCUUUUUGCUGCAUUGAUUGCACGAACAGCAAAAGACAUUGAUGUUUUGAUAGAUUCCUUGCCAAGUGAAGAAUCUACAGCUGCUUUACAGGCUGCAAGCUUGUAUAAGCUAGAAGAAGAAAACCACGAGGCUGCUACAUGUCUGGAGGAUGUUGUUUACCGAGGGGACAUGCUUCUAGAAAAGAUACAAAGUGCACUUGCUGACAUUGCGCAGUCACAGCUGAAGACAAGAAGUGGUACCCACAGCCAGUCUCUUCCAGACUCAUAGUGCCCAUACAUAGCAUGUGGCUGAGAAAAGAACUGUUUCAAUGCCAUAAAGAAUUCUGUAUCAGAUUUAGAUGUAGGCCUUGCCAACAGUUACAGAAACAUUAAGCACUAUAAUAUGUUAUCUUUUUCGCUACUUUUAAUAGUCUUCUAUUUUCACUCUUGAUAAAUUAGCUUGUAAAAUUGUGAUUGAAUCAGCUUUAAACCAUCAUUAUAUCAUUUUUUAUUAUCUGAAUGAAAUUGAGGCAGCUAUUGCAUUAAUGAUUAUAAUUUAAUUAAACAACUGUGCUAUAAAAUUCUGUUGUGACAUAAUGUCUAUCUUUAUUUUUAUCAUUCUACAGUCUUUUUACAAAUAAAAACAUCCCUCAAGCCAGAGGAGAGGUGGUAAGUGCAGAAUACGGGAUAUUUCAAUUUAGGUUGGUUUCCUUCUGCCCCUUUAGAGGUCGCAUUGUAGAAAUUUGGAGCUUGAGCAAGGAACGUUUGAAACCCUGUAGCUUUUAAGAAACACAGAAUUAGUGUGGCUGAACAAGAGAUUAGGUCACUUUUAUGGAAACUUUCCUCUUUUUCCAGAACCUCAUACCCACUCUAGUAGAUCGUACUUGUUUCUCUAUGGAAUUCCCAUGCUAUUGUGAAAAUUUUUCUUCAUUCUGAACUACUUUUUUCCUAUAACUUUUCACCUGCUUCUUUUCAUUCUUCCCCUUAAUUUCAGCAGUGAAGUAUGUUUCCUGAGUCAUUGAUUAAUUCCUAUUCUUUGUAUUUAUCUGAAGGUUCUGUCUUCUGAUCUUGGUAAAUUCUCAACCUUUAUUGCUGCAUUGUAAUCUAACCAGAACAUACUUCCACUCCAUCAGUUACUUCAAUAUGACUUUCUCUAUUGCACUUUAGUUUGUUAUUGCUAACAUUUGUGUCAGCAUUAUUAAGUAUGAUUACUCAUCCAGCUCUUGGAUAUCCUUGAAUCUACUGAUUCUCUCCAUAGAAAGCUGAAGAUAAAAUUUAACUGUUUCUAUCUCCCGAGGCUGCAUUUUUUAGGAUAUCCUGAGCUACAUUUCCUGUAAUCCGUUACUUAUCCAGAGUUUAAGAAAGAGCAAGAACAAUAGUCAGAGAGUCUCUCUGUUAUUCUCAUCAUAAUCAAGCUCUGCCACAGUUCUUGAAAAAUGCUGCUUAGAGGAACUUUUAAUGUCUUUAAUGUAAUUUAUAGAAUCAUUAACUUUUAAAAUUAUGUUAAAUGUUGUCUAUACUAAUAGAUAUUUAAACUG
Molecule: messenger RNA, 1733 nt
Organism: Myotis daubentonii (Daubenton's bat)
Lineage: Eukaryota; Metazoa; Chordata; Mammalia; Chiroptera; Vespertilionidae
Gene: MED21
Product: mediator complex subunit 21
Biological process (GO): regulation of transcription by RNA polymerase II
Cellular component (GO): mediator complex
Molecular function (GO): transcription coregulator activity
Source: RefSeq, a predicted model, not a curated record